Messenger RNA from Sabethes cyaneus, 3214 nucleotides. It is a transcript of the gene Dnz1, whose product is annotated as palmitoyltransferase ZDHHC3-A. The transcript is spliced from 2 exons. Lineage: Eukaryota; Metazoa; Arthropoda; Insecta; Diptera; Culicidae. Gene Ontology annotation, molecular function: palmitoyltransferase activity. The record is from RefSeq and is a predicted model, not a curated record. The coding region runs from base 642 to 1451 and encodes 269 amino acids.
AGUUCAGUAAUUGAGACUUUAGCUGAGUAAUAGAGUAAGAAAAGUUUGAUUUUAGUUUGUAUAGUUGCUGAUUUAAAAUGUAAUUAACAUGAAAACUGUAAACUAAUGGAAUCGCACCGUAAAACUUUAGUGAAUUUAUCAAGCAUGCGCAUAUGUAUUGGUUUCCAUAUUUCAACAUACGUGCAAGCAGUGUAUCAUGGUGAACUGUGGUAACGCAUAGAAGUGUCUGAUUACCUUUAUGCUACCGUCGGUCGCAGAGAAAAGGUGAAAAAACUGUAUCCAGAACGUACUUUCCACCCGAAUCGAACUCCGGCAGCCGUUCAAGUGCAUAGUGUGCUCCGUACCGGGAAGCCAGACGAAGUUCACCGGUUCGACAACAUGUCUGAAGGUGUUAUGCUUCGUUUGCAGGCACUGCAUCGAUUCGAUUGGUAAAUGACCAUUAAAUCCGUCUGCCCAUCGACGACACCCCAUCAACUUAGCAUACAUUAACAACAGCACAACAUUGCGGGACCGAAGAAGAAACGAUACUCUGCGUAUAGUAGUAUCUCGCCGGGUGGAAGGCGCAGCGGAACGAUAUAUUACAGGUAUUUGAAUUUUUGACAAAGGAACAGUGCGGGGUGCAUCUCAGUCCUCUGCACACAAUGGGCUUCGUAAAAGACCCUUGCGGAAUCGUCUGCGUUCUAGUUACCUAUCUGGCAGUCGUAUAUGCCGACUAUGUGGUGACUCGAUGGAUUAUCCUGCAAACCAUGCAAAAUAGCCUCUGGGCGCCCUUCCACGUUGUUCUCUUCAAUACAAUCGUGUUUCUGCUGGCUAUGGCACAUCUGAAGGCGGUCCUGCUCGAUCCGGGCACGGUGCCCCUACCUCAGACACGCAUUGACUUUUCCGAUCUUCACUCGGAACGAAAUUACAACCGCGAACAUGAAGAGUGGACAGUUUGUACUCGCUGUGAAACCUACCGUCCGCCUCGGGCCCACCACUGUCGCAUCUGCAAGCGCUGCAUCCGCCGAAUGGACCAUCACUGCCCGUGGAUAAACAAUUGCGUUGGCGAACGGAAUCAGAAGUACUUCCUUCAGUUUUUGAUGUACGUGUGCGCACUGGCUGUGUACUCGAUUUUCCUCAUCAUAGCUUCAUGGGUGUAUCCGUGUGAAAACUGUUCCACCACGGUUCCGGAGACGCAGAGCCGCAUGCUGCACAGUGUCCUACUGUUGCUGGAGUCAGCUCUCUUCGGACUGUUCGUGAUAGCAAUUAUGGUAGACCAGAUGCAUGCCAUCCUGUACGAUGAAACGGCCGUGGAAGCAGUGCAACAAAAGGGUCCCUACCGAAGUCAUCGGCCAAAAAUGGCCCUACUGGCGGAGGUAUGCGGCCGAGGUCAUCCAGCGAUGUGGCUGCUGCCGUGCACCAGUCUCAAUCGGAAGCAUCACGACGUACCGCUGCUGAGCCACGACGUCUAAGAAGGUGACUUUGGAUCGUUCUUAUUAUUGUUUUACGUUUAUUCUGUGGGUAUUAUGUUCCGACUUUGUGCAGAAAUGUAGCACUUUACACGGUCUUUGCAAUGACACAACAUUCUAGCGUCUUGGUGGACAGCUACUUAAUCGAGUAAAAUUGCGCGUCGUUCAAGGCAGGACGUGUGUGACCGUUAAAACAACCGAAUAUAUAAUGUUUAAUGUUUUUACUUGUACGUAUCUAUAAAGUUAUGUGGGGGAUGGUAUUUUUUGUAAUCUUUUUCUAUGCAAAAGUUUAUAGACUGCAAACUGAAGAGACCAGACGAUGCAAUACGUAACGUAGACCGUCGGGAAACAGUUCAAAGUUUGUUCCUUUUUCUAUCCUACUUGUGCUGCUCAUUUAUAGAUGCAGGCGGCGAAAGUUUUCUAUUUUGAUAUAGCAAGCUAAUGUCUGAGCUCUGAGCGAAAAACUCAAACAAAAAGAUUGCUAAAGCACGUAGAAUAUCUUUUUUUUUUUUCUCUUUAAAUUCAGGGAUGUCAAUGGCUUCCUCUGCUAAAGUUUUGUUUGUGCACUCCUUUUCCUAUAACGAAUGAUUGCUAGUUAUUUCGAGCAUUCCAGGGCAUCCCGACGGUACAGUGGCCGGUAGACCAGCAAAGCCGAUCUGGUAGGUUUAGUGUUUUUGAAUCUAGCGCAAUUGAGCACUGAUGGCGUUAAGCUAAUACGGCGGUUUCACCGUAGAAUAUUUUUACCAGCACCACCUUAAAGUUUCAAACAAUUUUUAAAUCAGCAUUUGAUCAGCAGAUGUUUGCACAGUACGAAAUUGAACGACACAUUUUACAUUUAAAUAUCAAUCUACGUAAUUACAAGGAAUCACUCACAUAGCCGUACUUCAUUAAUACUUAUUUGCUCAUUUUCCCAGAUUAGUUUUCGCUUUUAGGAUGGAACAUAAACUACUUAUUGAUUAUUUAAAUUGUUGAUUAAUUUUAAGCGUCUCUCUGUUGUAUAUUUUUUUUACUUUCCCUAAUGACAAGAUUUAGGAUUCGAAUUUAACAUCUGGUGGGUGCUUAAGUUUUAUUUGUAAUAUAUUUAACCACAAAUAAAGUAUUUGACAACCCGAAGAGAGAGCGGGUUGUAGAUUUUAUUAAGCAAUAGUGUACCAGCGAACAGAAUUAAAUUAGCUUUUGUACAUACCUAUUUUGUGAAUGAUAAUCAAAACAAAAGAACUCUGCAAAUUCGAGUACAGCGCAAAUUUUUGCUUAUUUAGGACACAAAUUUUAUUAAGUGUGUAUUUAUACACAAUUCAAAAGGAACUAAAUAUCCCGAGCAGAAGUGUAGUGUAAAUUUAAACAUUCAAGCUAUUGUUGCGUAAGCGAACUCAGAUGAACUAAAUAUUGAUUGCAGCAUUCGCUAAUUGCUCUGUUUGGUAAUCGAUAACUGAAUGUUAUAACACGAGAUCAUGAUAAAACCUAAGUGUAGCGCUCCAAGUCAUUAUACCCUAAAACAUAUACCAACUAUAGUAGUGAAGCAAAGAAGUCUGAAAUUAAUAGAAGUCAAGAAAAGAAAACGAACAAUACAGUAGGUAUCCAGCUCGUCGAGCCCGUAAUGCAGUGAAUUUCGCAUUUUAUAUUUAUAAACAACACAAAGAUUACAGUAAUAUGCAUCAUACUCAUUAUCUAAACACGUGUGCUACUGCCGCGCAUACACUGUCCUCUGUACUGCCCCCUACCAGGGUAGUUCUUGAUCCUUGAAAAAUGGCAACCGAUGUUAAAAA